Molecule: messenger RNA, 3894 nt
Organism: Talaromyces marneffei
Lineage: Eukaryota; Fungi; Ascomycota; Eurotiomycetes; Eurotiales; Trichocomaceae
Exons: 4
Coding region: 1-3894 (1297 amino acids)
Biological process (GO): transmembrane transport
Cellular component (GO): membrane
Molecular function (GO): ATP hydrolysis activity; ATP binding; ABC-type transporter activity
Source: RefSeq, a predicted model, not a curated record
AUGGACACCAAGAAGGAGAACAUAUGGCGUGGACGCUUCAAUCCGCUGCGAUGGGGGAAACCACCGCCUAUUCCUGGUGAGCGAGAAGUAACCAAAGAGUACAAAGCCGGAAUUUGGAACCAGUUAACUUUUGGGUGGAUGGGAGACCACAUGAGCACCGGUUAUCGACGCCCUCUUGAGUACAAUGACAUUUGGCUGCUGCAUCCGGAUCGGACCGUUGAACCUUUAGCAAUCAAGCUUCAGACUUCUUUCCAAGAGCGUGUAUCUCAAAAUCAAAAGAAUCCACUGCUAUGGGCAAUAUACGAUACCUUCCGAUAUGACAUCUUGCUAAGCGCGAUCAAUCGCAUGCUAGCCGACCUUUUCGUCGUUUUUGCGCCAUUUACUUUACGAUACCUGCUAAUAUUCGUGCAAGACUCAUAUGAUGCGAGAAUGGACGUUUCAUCAAGCCCAUUCAUAGGAAAAGGAAUUGGGCUCGUGGUCGGCAUCAUCGUCAUGCAGGUACUGCAAAGUUUGACCAAUUGUCAUUUCCAAUAUCGCUCCAUGUUGGUUGGUGGGCAGACAAGAAGUGUAUUGAUAUCAGCUAUAUUCACCAAGUCAAUGAAACUAUCAAAUCGGGCCAAAAUUCAAGGGACGACUGUUACACUCAAGAAGCCCUCGAUCAACGGAAAAAAGAAACAGGCCGAAACAUUCCAGCAAGAUGCAUGGACAGACGGACGAAUAGUCAACCUCAUGUCAAAUGACACGCAACGGAUAUUCCAGGCCUCAAAGGUUUUUCACUAUGUUUGGUCUAGUCCAAUAUCGAUUAUUCUUGCCAUAAUUCUGCUAGUCAUAAACCUAACCUACAGUGCCUUGCCAGGUAUCGCCAUUUUAGUUAUAGGUCUGGUCGGGGUCACCUAUGUUGUGCGUACCCUCAGUCGACGCCGCGAUAUCAUAAAUGGCAUUACAGAUCAGCGGAUCAGUCUGACACAAGAGAUUCUCCAAAGUAUACGCUUCGUCAAAUAUUUUGCAUGGGAAAAGUCCUUCCAAUCCAGGCUCACCGAUAUUCGAGCAAAGGAGAUUCACUCCAUUCAGAUCCUUCUUACUAUUCGCAGUGCGCUCGGUGCCGUUGCCAUGGCUAUUCCAAUCUUUGCCAAUAUGCUUGCGUAUAUCACUUACUCCUUGACUGAUCAUAACCUCAAUGCAGCUGUAGUAUUUUCAUCGCUAGCUUUGUUCAACUGCCUACGUACCCCGCUGAACUGGUUGCCUGUUGCCAUAGGACAGGCCGUGGAUGCUUGGACCUCAAUCCAACGCAUUGAAGCUUUCCUUUUAGCAGAAGAGAUUCAAGAGCAGGCCGAUCUUGACCGAGAAGCCCCAGCUGCAAUUCAACUGAACGAUGCCAGCUUUACCUGGGAGAAACCAAUUGAGACCAAGACCGUGGACGACGACGAUGACGACGACGAAGAUACCAAUAAACACGGUGAAAAGUCAGAAUCUCCUCAUGAUGAGCGGCAACCUUUUCAACUGAAAAGUAUCACCAUGACUGCCGGCCGUGGAGAGCUGGUCGCCAUUGUCGGCGCCGUCGGUAGUGGCAAGACAUCUCUCCUAUCUGCGAUUGUGGGCGAAAUGCGCAAAACCAGCGGCCAAAUUAUACUUGGUGGCUCCAAAGCGUAUUGUCCGCAGCAUGCCUGGAUCCAAAAUACCACCAUCCGGGACAACAUCAUCUUCGGGAAGCCUUUCGACCCUGAGUGGUAUCAGCGAGUAGUUGAAGCCUGUGCACUGGUCGCCGAUUUCAAGAUCCUCCCAGCAGGCGAUAUGACAGAAAUCGGGGAGCGAGGUAUCAAUUUAUCCGGAGGACAAAAGCAAAGAAUCAAUCUAGCUCGAGCGAUUUACUUUCAGUCCGAUAUCAUUCUCAUGGACGAUCCUCUAUCAGCAGUGGAUGCUCAUGUCGGACGCCACAUCUUGGAAAAUGCUAUCUGCGGACUGUUGAAAGGGAAAAGUCGUAUCCUAGCAACACAUCAGCUGCAUGUACUCAGUCGAUGUGAUCGGGUUAUCUGGCUAGAGAAUGGUCAAGUAAUUACGGAAGGGCCGUACACAGAGCUACUCGAGCGACAUGAAGGAUUCCGCACACUAGUGAGUCAAGUCUCCGGAGGCGAUCAGGAUAAUAGCCAAGACGAAAAUGAGAACCACGAAGACCAGCCUGAAAAUGAAAGCAGUGGGACAGCCACAAAUGAUUCUUCCCUAAAGCUUGUAACAGCCGAGACAAAAGCAGUCAAAAGCGUUCCAUGGUCCAUUGGCAUAUAUGCUGCUCUAGCCGUCUUACAGGGUCUUUUGCUGUUUUCCUUUUCAGCGGCCACGAGCAUAUUCGGCACAAGAGCAAGCAAGAAACUUCUCGAAAUAGCGACAUGGAAGGUUUUAAGAACUCCAGUUAGUUUCUUCGAUACUACGCCUUUGGGAAGAAUCACGCGAAGAUUCACAAAGGACAUUGACUGGAUGGAUAAUAAUCUUACGGAUGCGUUGCGAAUGUAUCUUGUCGUCUUCAGCAUGAUUAUUAGCACAUUUGUGCUAACUAUAGCCUAUUUUUACUUUUUUGCAAUCGCUAUUAUCCCGUUAGCCUGUGCACUCCUUAUUUGGACUGCAUAUUAUCGGGCGAGUGCUCGUGAACUCAAGCGUUAUGAAUCUCUCCUCGACUCCAGCAUGUACGCUCGCUUCACAGAGGCGCUCACUGGCGUCCCCUGUGUCCGAGCCUAUGAGUUACAAGGACAGUUUACGACGCGACUCAUCUCUGCAAUCGAAGAUAUGGGUAGCGCACAGUUCCUCACUUUCGGCAACGAGCGCUGGCUUUCAGUCCGAUUAGAUGCCAUUGGAAACACCCUAGUUCUGGUCACGGGCAUCUUGGUGCUCAUUGAUCGCUAUAACAUCUCACCUAGCAUCUCUGGCCUGAUUCUAAGCUAUAGUCUUAGCCUCGUACAGCUAAUUCAAUUGACCGUGCGACAAUUUUCAGAUGUCGAGGCAGCAAUGAACGGCUCGGAGCGAAUCAUCGAAUAUACCUCCCUUCCAAGUGAAGCACAAUUGGACCUAAACAAAACACCUCCUAAAUGGCCUGAAAAUGGACAGAUUCAAUUUGAGAAUGUCGGCAUGAGAUAUCGUCCAGGGCUGCCCCUGGCCCUCUCCAACUUCAAUCUCAACAUUACUGGUGGAGAACGUAUCGGUAUCGUAGGCCGAACAGGUGCCGGAAAAAGCUCAAUUCUCUCUACUCUUUUCCGCAUGGUUGAGCUCAGCUCCGGUAAAAUAAGUAUCGAUGGCGUCGAUAUUUCAACAAUUGGACUGCAUGAGCUUCGCUCCAAGCUUGCCAUUAUCCCACAAGACCCGACUUUAUUCAAAGGCACAGUUCGCUCCAACCUGGAUCCAUUUGGUGAUCAUAGUGAUCUGGUCCUGUGGAAUGCUUUACGACAAAGCUGUCUCAUUCCAUUAGACCCUUCAUCAUCUGACUCUGAUCUAGACAAGGCUGAUACUAGUUUGCCAAGAUCCCUGAAUAGAGUCACACUGGACUCACCAGUUGCUGAUGAAGGUCAAAAUUUUUCUCUUGGACAGCGACAACUCCUCGCCUUGUCCAGAGCUCUGGUCCGAGACAGUAAAAUCAUCGUCAUUGACGAGGGAACAAGCUCUGUUGACCAAGAUACGGAUAAACAAGUUCAGAGGACAAUCCAGCACGGCUUCAAGGGCAAAACUAUCCUUAGUGUUGCCCAUCGUCUGCACACCGUCUUGAACUAUGACCGUAUCUGCGUCAUGGAAAAGGGGGAAAUCGUCGAACUGGGCACUCCAAAGGCACUGUGGCAGGCAGGGGGCAUUUUUUCGAGGAUGUGUCAACGAAGUGGAAUUGGAAAUAAGGAUUUUGAGGCUAAGUUGUAUAGUUAA